Molecule: messenger RNA, 1922 nt
Organism: Pyrus x bretschneideri (Chinese white pear)
Lineage: Eukaryota; Viridiplantae; Streptophyta; Magnoliopsida; Rosales; Rosaceae
Product: cytochrome P450 77A3-like
Exons: 1
Coding region: 137-1753 (538 amino acids)
Cellular component (GO): membrane
Molecular function (GO): iron ion binding; heme binding; oxidoreductase activity, acting on paired donors, with incorporation or reduction of molecular oxygen, NAD(P)H as one donor, and incorporation of one atom of oxygen
Source: RefSeq, a predicted model, not a curated record
UCCACGCAUCUCUCUAUAUAUAGUACUCAGCCAGCAACUUCAUCACCUUAAUCAUUUCUCUCUCUUUUUGCUUUUAAAUUUGUAUUGGUUACAGAGAGAGAAGUUGGUAAGCUAAGCUAAGGUUAUAAUAUUAUCCAUGGAGGAGGUGAUGAUGGACGUCGUUCUGGUGUCUUUGGGGCUUAUCUUUUUCCUGCUAUGGUGGCGCUACUGCAGGUCAGUUGUUGGUGGCGGGCCUAAGAACCUGCCGCCUGGACCGCCAGGAUGGCCGAUAGUGGGAAACCUAAUCCAAGUCAUCCUCCAACGUCGGCACUUCAUCUACGUCGUCCGCGACUUGCGUGCAAAGUACGGACCAAUCUUCACCAUGCAGAUGGGGCAGCGGACUCUCAUAAUCGUCACCAGCUCCGACCUCAUCCACGAGGCCCUCGUCCAGAGAGGUCCCGAGUUCGCGUCCCGCCCUGCUGACUCCCCCAUCCGCCUCCUGUUCAGCGUCGGAAAGUGUGCCAUCAACUCUGCAGAGUACGGUCCUUUCUGGCGUACCUUGCGGAGAAACUUCGUCACCGAGCUGAUCAACCCGGCGAGGAUAAGGCAGUGUAGCUGGAUCAGAAACUGGGCUAUCAAAUCCCACAUGGACAGGCUGAUAAAAUCCGACGAUGGCAUCGUCCAUGUGAUGAGCGAGUGCCGGCUCACCAUCUGUAGUAUCCUCAUAUGCUUGUGCUUUGGGGCGAAGAUCUCCGAUGAGAAGAUAAAGACGAUCGAGAGCGUGUUGAAAGACGUUAUGAUGAUGACAACUCCAAAGCUCCCCGAUUUCCUGCCGGUGCUGACUCCUUUGUUUCGCCGGCAGGUCAGGGAAGCGAAGGAGCUGAGGAGGAGGCAGUUGGAGUGUUUGGUUCCACUCGUUAGAGACAGAAAAGCAUUUGUUCUUCAAAGUGAUAAUGUUGAGGAUGAAAAAGUUAAUAAGAUAAUGGUGAGUCCAAAGGGUGCUGCUUACAUUGACUCCUUGUUUGAGCUGGAGGUGCCUGUAAGAGGGAAAGACCGCGGACGCAGGCGGUUGGAAGAGGAGGAGCUCGUGACGCUAGUCUCCGAAGUCAUCAAUGCUGGUACGGAUACGAGUGCUACGGCAAUAGAGUGGGCUUUGCUUCAUUUGGUGACGGACCAAAAAAUUCAAGAGAAGCUCUACAAGGAAAUCGUUGAUUGUGUAGGGACAGAUCGCAGUCCCUACACAAAUGAACAAAAGCCGCACGAAGAGGUGAUCACUGAGAGUGACGUGGAAAAAAUGAGCUACCUUUCCGCGGUGGUGAAAGAAACAUUCCGGCGGCACCCCCCGAGCCACUUCGUCCUGUCACACGCAGCCUUGGAGAACACGGAGCUCGGCGGAUACACUGUGCCCGCAGAUGCGAGCGUGGAGUUUUACACUGCAUGGGUGACUGAAGAUCCCGAUAUGUGGGAGGACCCGGGUGAGUUCCGACCGGAGAGGUUCUUAGAGGGAGGAGACGGGGUUGACGUGGAUGUGACCGGGACCAAAGGGGUGAAGAUGGUGCCGUUUGGCGCUGGCAGGCGGAUCUGCCCCGCGUGGACGUUAGGGACUUUGCAUAUCAACUUGCUGCUUGCUCGGAUGGUGCAUGCUUUUAAAUGGUUGCCGGUUCCAGAUGCGCCGCCGGACCCGACUGAGACAUUUGCUUUUACAGUUGUCAUGAAGAACCCUCUCAAGGCCAUCAUUGUGCCUAGGUCGUUCAUGUCAUCCACCAAGAUCUAAUGUUUCAAGACCAGGAUUAAUUAGCUUGGUUUAUAUUAAUUAAUUAUAGUUAUUAUAAGGCAGGGUUGUUUACUUUAGUUUAUUCAUAAUUAUGCUCUAAAUUUAUGAGAAAAAACUGUACAAGUUGGAAUUAUAAGGACUGUAAGACAAAUGUGAUUGAUACGAUGAA